Molecule: messenger RNA, 2452 nt
Organism: Solanum stenotomum
Lineage: Eukaryota; Viridiplantae; Streptophyta; Magnoliopsida; Solanales; Solanaceae
Product: pentatricopeptide repeat-containing protein At1g13040, mitochondrial
Exons: 5
Coding region: 221-1756 (511 amino acids)
Molecular function (GO): protein binding
Source: RefSeq, a predicted model, not a curated record
GAUCCUUUUGCCCUAAAAUUUUAUUUGAAAAUUGGAUUUCUCCAUUGAUUUCAGCCCCCAAAUCUCUCUUUCUCUGCCAUUUUUCUCCAUUGCUAAAACCAGUUUCUCCUUCCCUUUUUCCUCACCCAUCUCAUUGCAAAUCCCACAACUUCUACUGUUAAACUGUUGUUGAAAAAAAUAAGAGUAUGCUUUGGGUUUUGAAGAGUUUAUAUUGAUUGAUAUGUAUAAAGCUCUUGGUAAGCAUAGACUCAUAUAUCGUACUCGCAUUUCAAAUUACGUGAAAACUGGUUUGGUAAACGAAGCACUCCAAGUGUUUGACAAAAUGACUCAAUCAGAUUGUAGAGUUUUCAGCAUUGAUUACAAUAGAAUUAUUGGUGUUUUGAUUCGUACUUCGCAUUUUGAUUUAGCAGAAGGGUAUUAUAAUGAGAUGAAACCAGUUGGGUUUUCUUUGAAUUCAUUGACAUAUUCAAAAUUUAUUUGUGGGUUGUGUAAAGUUAAGAACUUUGAUCUUAUUAGUAGGUUAUUAAAUGAUAUGGAUAGGGUUGGGAUUGUACCCAACUUUUGGGCGUAUAAUAUGUACUUAAAUCUUUUGUGUAGUGAAAAUUUGGUGGAUAUUGCUUUGGAGUUGAUUAGAGUAAUGGGAGAGAAAGGGAGAGAGCCAGAUGUAGUGAGUUAUACUAUUGUUAUUAGUGGGUUGUGUAGGAUUGGACGGUUCGAUAAUGCUGUUGAAAUGUGGCAUACGAUGAUUAGGAAAGGUUUAAGACCAGAUAAUAAGGCUUGCAAAGCUCUUGUUUUUGGGCUGUGUGGGAGUGGUAAGGUUGAUUUGGCUUAUGAGCUGACUUUGGGUAUUCUAAGGGGUCAAGUCAAAUUCAACACGGAAAUAUAUAAUACGCUGAUAAAUGGAUUUUGUCGAGCUGGUAGGAUUGACAAAGCACAAGCAAUUAAGACAUUCAUGAGGAGAAAUGGGUGUGAACCAGAUUUGGUUACUUAUAAUGUGUUCUUGAAUUAUUGUUGUAAUGAGCUUAUGUUGGAAGAGGCGGUGAAGUUGAUAGAGAAGAUGGAAGGAAAUGGGUUGGAACCUGAUGGUUACAGCUAUAACCAGCUUCUCAGAGGUUUCUGCAAAGCGAAUAGAUUAGAUAAGGCUUAUAAGCUAAUGGUCGACAAGAUGGAAACCAAAGGAUUGGUAGACGUUGUAUCUUACAAUACUAUUAUUAGAGCACUCUGCAAGACAGACCACAGUAAGAAGGCAUACAAUCUCUUCGAGGAGAUGGAGCAAAAAAAAAUUGUCCCUGAUGUUGUAACUUUUACGAUUCUUAUAGAAGCUUCUCUAAAAGAAGGCAAUUCUAGUGUAGCUAAGGCACUUGUUGAUCAGAUGACCAGCAUGGGCCUUUUUCCUGAUCGUGUACUGUACACUUCUAUUAUAGAUAACCUGUGCAAGACGGGUAAAUUAGGGGUGGCUGAGAGCAUUUUCCGUGAUAUGGUGGAACAGGGUGUUGCUCCUGAUGUUAUCUCGUAUAAUGCACUAAUCAGUGGAUUUUGCAAGGCUUCUAGAGUAACAGAAGCACUGAGUCUUUAUGAAGAUAUGCAAGCCAGAGGUUUGAAUCCUGAUGAAAUCACCUUCAAAUUGAUUAUUGGAGGUCUCAUACAGGAGAAGAACCUCUCAGUGGCUUGUGCAAUCUGGGAUCAGAUGAUGGAAAAGGGUUUUACUCUUGACCGAGAUUUAUCUCAGACUCUUAUUAAUGCAAUCAACCCAUAGGUUGCACAGUAUCCUGAAUGGCUGACUUGCUUUGAAUCCUUCAUUGGCAAAUUCUAUGGGAUUUGCAGCUCUCGGAACUCAUUAUUUUAGACCUGUUAUAUUCAAGGAAAUGCCAAAAUCACCGAGAUUUCAAGUUGUUUAACCCAAGAUGAACAUUCAUCUGGCUGCUCUGGACUGAAAGUUCCAGAGUGAAUGACCACAAGAAGAGGUAUCAUUUAGAAAUGCUUGCAGUUGAACCAUGUCAGUGAUACUGGAAUCUAUGAUAGUGAAGUUAGGUGCGCAUUUACAUCUUCCCCCUUCCUUCUCAGAUUUCUCUAUGCUGAUGUACAAUAUAGAACCAUGUGUCUUGCAUGUGGUUAAGUUUCAUGAAAAGAGCUAGCCAGGAAAGAUUUGCAGCUUUUUCUGAAUUUGCUUACUCGUGAGACGAUUUGAGCAAUUUCUACAUAAGUUGAUGAAACUAUUUUUAGGCAGAAGAAGGGAAAUACUAUAGUUGCCAAAAGUACUUAAUCUAGUUCUAUACUUGAAAGAUGGGUAAAUUCAACUGGAGGUAAUCCAUAGGCGGAUUGUUUAAUGGUGCUCUUUUUAGACAGUUGUGUAAUUUAGAGAAAACUUUUGGUGGAUAUGCUAGCGUGCAUGAUCUCACUGCUCCCGUACUGGAUAUUUUCACCAAGGGGAAACCUGUGAAAGCAUCUUUAC